CGAAUUUUGUCUCAAGUCUCCUCAGGGUGGCCAUGUUGUUGUACCGACUAGUUACCAGUGUAGGUUUCAAAAACGAGACUCAGGGUUAGUCUGAAGGGAGAACGUCCAAUUUGAACUGCAUUAUGACAUUUGGGAGACAGUUCGCGCUGCGUCACCUUUCGAAAUCUCAAUAUAGGAAUCGUCAAUCGGUCACUGCCCUUUGAACAUGCUGUGCUCACAUCUGUCAUCACUUCUUGACAAUUCGUAUUUCGUGAGCUGUGGACUGUGAUCUUAUGGUAGCCGCCGCGAGUUGUCGCUUGCAAAUUUUUUCAGUUUUGCGUUUAGGCUAAAAUGUUAACUUAUUCAGUGACUAUCGAAAGGUGAUAAUGUUAUAAAUCAUAAGCUAUAAGUAUCACAUUACAUUAAAUAGGAAUAGUGAAUACCAAAUAGUGAAUAAACAUUUAAUGUAACCAUGUUCACUGGUAAAGAUGCCGCUAACUCGGCAUAUCCCACGCAGUGGGCCCUCAAUCCUACUGCAUAUCAAAACAUAGAUGCGAGCCAAGUAGAUUGGGCGGCACUCGCUCAACAAUGGAUUGCAAUGAAAGAUGCUGUAGCAAUCGUUGGAGCCCCUCCAGCGAAAAUAGAACCCGAAGGUGGUGAAGCACCAAUGGAAGUUGAAAACCCAAGUGAAGCUACGGGUCCACCCGGCGCCGAGUGGAAUGCCAGCACCAAUUCUUGGACGGGAAACUCGUGGAACCAAUGGGGUUGGAAUUGGCCUGGAUCUGGUCCAAUAGAUCCAAAGGUAGCAGUAGAUCCUGCAAUGGCUAUGGGGCCAAUCAUGGAAGGAUAUACUGUUCCUGAAAGUGCUGCUCCAAUGCCUGGAUACACAACUGCUACAGUGCCAACACCAACAUUUCAACAUGGCUACUGGACAGCACCUUCAUCAGAACAAGGUGAUAGAAUUAGAGGUAGAAGCAGCGAACGUCGAUCAAAAAGCAAGGGUCAAGAAACUAGGCCUCCAAGAAGCAGGUCGCAAAGGGAGAAACCAAUCCUUCCACCAAUAAUAGAGCCUGUUGCUCCUCCUGUACCACCUCCCACAACAUUGGAUGCUGCUAAGAGGAGACAGCUGCCGGGUUGGAUUAGAGAAGGUUUAGAAAAGAUGGAACGUGAAAAACAGAGGGCGAUAGAACGCGAACAAGAAGAAAAGGCCCGAGAGGAAGCGGAGGCUGAGAAGAAAAAGUUGGAGCUUGAGGCUCUUCAGAGAAUGAAGGCAGAAGGAGCUCCUCUGAUUCCUGCUAAGAGCAAGUUUGAUUCAGAUUCGGAAGCCGAGGAAUCCGAAAAAGAAGAACUAGUUAAGCCAAAAGAAGAGAUAUUAGAAAUUAAGGAAGAGAUUGAACCGGAGAUGAAGAGGAGUAAAGAGGAGAUUAUGCAGGAAGUCAUGUUGACGGUGCGCCGUUCGCUAACUGAAAUCCUGCUGGAGGUGACCGACCAGGAGAUCCAAACGGUGAGCCAGGAAGAGUUGGCCCGGUAUACCUCCGUUCAAGGUAUUUCCACUCUUAUUGGCUUUUACCCGAGGGAGAGAUUGCUCUACCCCACGCGUGUGAACGACUCCAAUUACAUUAGUGCCAUUCUUAAACUAAAGUGUUCAGCGACAAUCGUGUAUUGUGAUAAUAUUUCAACGCUAAUAAAGUCUUAUUUCAGAUGUUCCCCGUUCAAUGAAUACAUGUAUUGUGUGAUUAAUAUUGGUUUUAUUUAUAUGGUAAAAGCGUCGCGCCUCAACACUAUGAAAGCGUCUCAAUCUAAGGCAUUCACCGCUAUUUCGUCUGGGCUCGGGCUUGGCGCGUACGAGAGCAGCAGCGACAGCAGCGGUGAUGAAGGGGAUGUCAAAGACGUCACUGAUCAUCAAUUGCAGGAGAUAAUAAGACGCAGGCGUUUGGAGUUCGAGCGGACGUCGCGCGAGAUCGAGGCGGAAGUGAGGCGCGCAGAGUUACGGGAAACGGGAGAGGCCACGCCCAGUGACACGCCCGAGAAGCACAGGCGAACUCGCUCAUCAGUUACGCCACCGCCAAUAGACGGAACGCCGGAAAAGAAACCCGAACGCCGUCUAUCUAGGGACAAAAGAUCUAACCACAAAUCAUCCGACAAAGUUGACGGUGUUAGGAAAUUGGAAACAAUAGCGGAAAAAAGGGAGGGAAAGCAUAGUAAAUGUGAAAAAACUCCGAGUCCGCUGAAGAACGCCAAAACCUCCUCUUCUAGCAAUUCGGAUAGUUCCUCCUCCUCGAGCAACUCAUCAGACAGCGAACCUGAAGUUGUAGAAACUCGACCCAAGAAACGCAAACGUAAAGACUCGAGUUCGAGCGAGUCUCAGAAAAAGUCGAAGCGUCAUAAGAAAGAAAAACACAAAAAUGACAAAAGUCCAAAGUCGAAAGAAAACAAGCAAGACAAACAUAAAAAAGACGAUAGACGUAAGGAUUCCGAAGAGGAAAAACCAAAACGGCGUUCAAAAAGAUCAACAUCCAUCAGUUCAGGAAAACGACGUUCCAGAGACAAGUCCGAGGAGAGAUCGUUCAGACGAGACAAGAAAUCUUACGACAGAGAUUCUAAACGGGACAGGUCUUACGACAGACACGAUAGAGAAUCUAAACGGGAUAGGUCUUACGAUAAAUCCGGGAGAGAUUACGAUAGGGACUCGAAACGGGAGAGAUCUCACGAUAGGUCCAGGGACUACGAGCGGAGCGAUAGGGAUUCCAAACGGGACAGGUCUUACGAUAAAUCUAGUCGGGGUUACGAGAGAAGCGAUUCGAAAAGGGAUAGAGAUAGGUCUCGCGACAGGCACGGCAGGGACUACGACAAGUACGAAAAGGAAUCGAGGGACAAGUCGUAUGAUAGAUCCGGCCGGGAUUACGUUAAAAGCGAUAGGGAUAGGCGGGAUAGGUCUUAUGAUAAGUACGACCGUAGGGAUUACGAGAGGAGACGCUCGCGGAGUACCAGCCAUUACAGACAUCGGAGAUGAACAUCAGGUUACGACAAUAGAAGGUUGGUAUGCGGAGAAGUUAGCUUCUUCAACUGUAAAUAAAGUUUGUGAAUAUUAAUUUGCCGCUUUACAUUAUAUUAUUAAAUUUAUAAGGAA
This is a messenger RNA of Pieris rapae (cabbage white), 3109 nucleotides long. Its product is annotated as arginine/serine-rich protein PNISR. Gene Ontology annotation, molecular function: RNA binding. The coding region runs from base 452 to 2992 and encodes 846 amino acids. The record is from RefSeq and is a predicted model, not a curated record. Gene Ontology annotation, cellular component: presynaptic active zone; nuclear speck. NCBI's taxonomy places the organism in Eukaryota, Metazoa, Arthropoda, Insecta, Lepidoptera, Pieridae. The transcript is spliced from 11 exons.